CCAUACCACCACAAAAAAAAUCGUCCCCCGCCUGUCAGUUGACGUGUUUAGAAUUUUCACAUCUUCUUCACAUCCAUAACCGAAAUCAAUUUUUUUCUCUUAUUAUUUUUUUUUGCAAUCAAAUCUACACAAAAAAUGCAAAAAAUCUAAAGUCCCAAAUAACUUAAAAAUUCAACAAUAAUCCAAGUUAUUUGUUAUUUAUUGUAAAAUUGUUGCAGAAAAAAAUGUUUUUUGCCCACGUAUUCAUAAUUUGUUUAUGCGUGUUUGGAGCAAUUUCCGAUGAGCAUAAUCAUAUUUACAAUGACCGAGAAGAAGUUGUUCUCUGGAUGAACACUGUCGGCCCCUAUCACAAUCGCCAAGAAACUUAUGCAUAUUUCUCAUUGCCCUUCUGCUCGGGAUCGAAACAAAGCAUUAGCCAUUACCAUGAGACACUCAGUGAGGCUCUGCAGGGUGUUGAAUUAGAAUUCAGUGGCUAUGAGAUUGAUUUCAAAGUCGACGUCUCGACGACUGUCAUUUGCAUGGUCGAUUUGACUGAAGACAAAGUCAAAGCUUUCACUUAUGCCGUUAAGAAUGAGUACUGGUAUCAAAUGUAUAUCGACGGUCUGCCAAUUUGGGGUAAAGUUGGUGAACGUUCCGAGAGGGAGAACAAAUACUUUAUUUACACCCACAAAAAGUUCGAAAUCGGUUACAAUGGCAAACAGAUUGUUGACAUCAAUCUUACCACAGAGAAGAAGGAGCUUCUUGUCCCUGGAGCCAAGAUUAAGUUCUCUUAUGAAGUCAUUUGGAAGUUGACACCGGUUAAGUUUGAAAACCGUUUCGACAAGUAUUUGGAUCCAAAUUUCUUCCAACAUAGAAUUCAUUGGUUUAGCAUAUUUAAUAGUUUUAUGAUGGUUAUCUUUUUGGUUGGACUCGUGUCGAUGAUUUUGAUGAGGACUUUGCGCAAAGACUAUGCACGAUAUAGCAAAGAUGAAGAAAUGGACGAUAUGGAACGAGACUUGGGUGACGAAUAUGGUUGGAAACAAGUUCAUGGGGAUGUUUUUCGAACUCCACAACAUAGUUUAUUCUUCUCCGCUCUAAUCGGCGCUGGAUAUCAAUUGAUCUCAGUUGUAUUUUGUGUAAUUAUUUUUGCAAUUGUAGGAGAACUAUAUACAGAACGAGGAUCUCUUUUGUCAACUGCGAUAUUUGUUUAUGCCGCCACAUCCCCAAUCAAUGGCUAUUUUGGUGGUUCUUUGUAUGCUCGUCUCGGCGGACGCAUGUGGAUACGACAAAUGGUAAUGUCGGCAUUUUUGGUACCUGUCUUUGUCUGUGGGACAGCGUUUUUCAUCAAUUUCAUCGCUAUUUACUAUCACGCCUCGAGAGCAAUUCCAUUCGGUACAAUGGUUGCCGUCACCUGCAUCUGUUUCUUCGUUAUUCUUCCACUAACCCUUGUGGGAACAGUAGUCGGACGCAAUUUAGAUGGCCAACCAGACUAUCCGUGCCGCGUGAAUGCUGUACCUAGGCCCAUACCCGAGAAGAAGUGGUUUAUGGAGCCAGCGAUUAUUAUUCUCCUUGGAGGUGUCUUACCAUUUGGUUCGAUUUUCAUUGAAAUGUACUUCAUUUUUACGUCAUUCUGGGCUUACAAAAUAUACUACGUUUACGGUUUUAUGCUUUUGGUCUUUACUAUUCUAACAAUCGUCACCGUAUGUGUAACCAUUGUAUGCACGUAUUUCUUGCUAAAUGCCGAGGAUUACCGGUGGCAGUGGACGAGUUUUCUGUCGGCCGCAUCAACGUCAAUUUACGUCUAUGCGUAUUCAUUUUAUUAUUUCUUCUUUAAAACCAAGAUGUAUGGCCUCUUCCAAACGGCAUUCUAUUUUGGCUACAUGGCGCUUUUCAGCGGAGCGCUAGGUCUCAUUUGCGGCACCGUUGGAUAUGCCGGUACAAACUUUUUUGUGAGAAAAAUCUAUUCAAAUGUGAAAAUCGAUUAAAUUUUUGUAUAUCGCAUCACAAAAAAAGUAAAAAAAACCAAUUAACAAAAAAAAAAAAACUAAA
This is a messenger RNA of Episyrphus balteatus (marmalade hoverfly), 2028 nucleotides long. RefSeq names its product transmembrane 9 superfamily member 3 (gene TM9SF3). The record is from RefSeq and is a predicted model, not a curated record. Gene Ontology annotation, biological process: protein localization to membrane. The transcript is spliced from 8 exons. Gene Ontology annotation, cellular component: membrane. Lineage: Eukaryota; Metazoa; Arthropoda; Insecta; Diptera; Syrphidae. The coding region runs from base 225 to 1964 and encodes 579 amino acids.